Gigantopelta aegis is the source of this 932-nucleotide messenger RNA. RefSeq names its product UPF0547 protein C16orf87 homolog. NCBI's taxonomy places the organism in Eukaryota, Metazoa, Mollusca, Gastropoda, Neomphalida, Peltospiridae. Bases 129 to 659 code for a protein of 176 amino acids. The transcript has 5 exons. The record is from RefSeq and is a predicted model, not a curated record.
GUCUCUCUAUUUUCAGGAAGUAAGCUUCUUGUUAUUGAAAAUGAGUUUAAUUAAACAUAGUGUAAUAAUAUAACACUAAUUUAAUUAAACAGGCCGCAUACUCAUAUAAUGAUGCGUUAGUUUUAUUCAUGGUAUCUGUAUUUAUUCAAGACAAAACUAUAACGAUCAAAAUGGCAAAAGGAAAGAAAAUUGACCGUACAGUUGUCAAAUCCUGCCCAACUUGUGAAAAACAGAUACCGGUAGCAUGCAAGUCAUGUGCUUGUGGAUAUUCAUUUCCAUGCCGUCGUCUGUCUGGGACAUCCGAAGGGAAAGAAAGUCCCACUGAAAAGGAAGACAUGCCAAAACAAACGAGAUCAGUACGAACAAAACGUGUCCGGCCCGAUUUCUUCAACCCGCUGGAUAUCGAAUACACUUCAAAGAGGUUUAGGACAAAGAGUGAAAGUAAAUCAGAGAGUGUCCAUGAAAGUCCCAAAAAGCGACGUGGUCGUCCAAAGGGUUCCUUAAAUAGGUCAAAAUCUGAAGACAAGACAAAAGAAGUGAAACCUCCGCCAGAAGAAGAUAUGUUUGCGAAUGUGCCUCCGGAGAAAGCUCUGCAGUAUUCCAUUGUUCUAGCUGAACUGAACAGAAAAAUGUCAAUACAAAACUUUAAGCCUUUUUGAUGGAAAUGGUGCAAAAGAAAAAGCAAUUGCCCCUCUUUUUUUUCUUUCCUAAAUUGAACUUGCUUUAUUUGUCUGUCUACUGUUUUAUAGUGACAGAAAUAUAUUGCUCAUUUUACCUGUGCUUAAUAUAAAUCUUUUAGGGAUGUUGCCCAGUUGUAAAGCACUUCCUUGAUAUGCUGUCUGUCUGGAAUCGAUCCCAGUCAGUGGGCUAUUUCUUGUUCCAGCUGGUGCAUCAUGACUGGUAUGGCAAAGGCCAUGGUAUGUGAGAUGGUG